ACACAAAGGUAAGUACAAGGGAGCAGAAGAAUGGGAGAAGAGGUGGUCACAGAUGCGUUCCAACCCCAGCACUUUGUCUUUGUGCAUGGCGUGGGCCACGGAGCCUGGUGCUGGUUUAAGGUUCGGCACCUCCUUGAGGGCUCCGGUCACCGGGUAACGUGUCUCGACCUCACAAGCGCUGGCAUCGACCGCACCGACCCCAACUCCGUCCUCUCCUUCGAGGAGUAUGAUAGACCUCUCUUUGAUUUCAUGUCGGCCUUGCCUGAUGGUGACAAGGUAAUUUUAGUGGGACAUAGUGCUGGAGGGUUAUGCGUGACUCAUGCCAUGCAUGCAUUCAGUGAUAAAAUCAAACUAGCUAUCUUCCUUGCUGCCACAAUGCUUCCAUCAGGAUUUCUCUCAGAAGAAGAUAUCUUAGAUGGAAUCCCUGAUUUAGAAAAAUAUGGUGAUGUUUAUGAACUAACUUACGGUUUAGGGCGUGGUCAUUCCCCAACCAGCAUGGCUCUGCGCAAGGAAUUUCAACGCCGAAUUCUGUAUCAAUUGAGCCCUAAACAGGACUCCAUUUUGGCUUCAAUGCUGGUGCGCCCAUGGCCAACUGCGGUGGCAAAGGCAAAAUUUACAGGAGAAGUAGAGAAAGUUAACAAGGUGCAACGGAUCUUUAUAAGGACAGCACAUGACAACAUGGUAAAGCCCGAGCAGCAAGAUGCCAUGAUCCGGCGGUGGCCACCGAGUGAGGUGUUGCAUUUGAAGACUGAUCACAGCCCUUUCUUCUCUGCACCUAACCAGCUCUUCGGAAUAAUACUUAAAGCCUCAACUUGUAAUGUUAAUGAAUAAUUGUCAUGACUAGCUCCUAGUAAUAAUACAUAAAGUAGUUGUCAUAAUCUGGAAAACAAAGGCAUGAACCAGUGUUGGCAAAA
Molecule: messenger RNA, 914 nt
Organism: Elaeis guineensis (African oil palm)
Lineage: Eukaryota; Viridiplantae; Streptophyta; Magnoliopsida; Arecales; Arecaceae
Product: methylesterase 17
Biological process (GO): salicylic acid metabolic process; jasmonic acid metabolic process
Molecular function (GO): methyl indole-3-acetate esterase activity; methyl salicylate esterase activity; methyl jasmonate esterase activity
Source: RefSeq, a predicted model, not a curated record